Messenger RNA from Parnassius mnemosyne (clouded apollo), 1680 nucleotides. Lineage: Eukaryota; Metazoa; Arthropoda; Insecta; Lepidoptera; Papilionidae. The record is from the annotation of a GenBank genome assembly.
AUGACGACCCAAGUGCAAGCACUGUAUGACUUCACGGGUGAGCCUGGCACUACUGAAAUGUCUAUAACCUGUGGUGAAAUACUUACAUUGUUAAAUACUGAAAUUGGUGAAGGAUGGUGGGAGGGAAGGAAUUCAAAAGGGGAAACUGGACUUUUUCCUGCAGCAUAUGUAAGAAAGCUUACACCAGAAGAUUCAGUGCCCACAAAAAUGGCACCAGCGGCACCCAGGUAUGAUCAAGCGGCAGACGAUUGGGGUGAACAACAGUAUAGUGCCGGUGACAAUAACUACCAGCGUACAACUUCAAAUGAUGAUGGUUGGGAUGAUGACUGGGAUGAUGAUACAUACUCAGAAAUUGGUCCAGGUGCCCAACACCAAAUCAAAGCAAACUUAAAUCAGCAACAACCUCUUACACCACUUCCAGGAAUGCCAAUCAAUGACUACAACCACCAUAUAGAUGAUACUGCUUCUAAUUUUGGUUCUAGUGUAGGUACAGUCAGGAAAAAUAAAUUUGCACCUUCUUCCAAAGUCAGUGGUGAAAGUUACCUUUUAGGUACAUUAAAUGUAGAAGUGCCAGAUCAUGAAAAAGUUUAUAUUAUACAAGAUGAGGAUGGUUAUGCUUGGUCUCCAAUAGCCCAGCCAUAUUCCGUGACUGUAGCUUCGCCAAAAAAGGAAUCAAAAUUCAAAGGAAUCAAAAGCUUCAUUGCAUAUCAGUUAACACCAUCAUUUAAUAAUAUACAAGUUUCCAGGAGGUAUAAGCAUUUUGAUUGGUUGCAUGAGAGAUUACAGGAGAAAUUUUCAUUAAUACCAAUACCUCCAUUGCCUGAUAAGCAGAUUUCAGGGCGGUAUGAUGAACAAUUGAUUGAACGUAGAAGAGUUCAACUUCAAGAGUUUGUGGACUGGAUGUGUAAACAUCCAGUGCUAUCUAAAUGUGAAGUUUGGCAACAUUUCCUUACCUGUACUGAUGAGAAACGCUGGAAGGCUGGUAAGCGACAAGCUGAAAGGGAUAACUUAUUAGGCCUUAAUUAUUGUAUAUCAUUAGUUGUACCUGAAAAAGCUUUACUGCAAUCACAAGUGGACCACAUCACAGAACAAUGUUACACAUUUAUAAGUAGCAUGGAUACAUCAGUCAAAUCUGUCACCAAUAUGUGUGUUGCACAAACCAAGAGGUUUCAAGGACCAUACAAAAGUGACUGCCAGAAAAUUGGAGAGGCCUUUUACAAUCUUGGCAAUGCUCUAAGCUUGGAUGAGGGAACAAUUGUAUCUACAUCAAAGCUUACUUCUGCGAUAAAGAUGACUGGUGGUGCCUAUAUUGAGAUUGGUAGAAUGUAUGAAGAGCAACCUAAAUAUGAUUUUGAGCCACUUGGUGACAAAUUCCAUUUAUAUAAAGGUAUUGUUGGUGGGUUUCCAGAAGUGUUAGCGAAUCACAAAGGAGCAGUUCAAAAGAAGAGAGAAUGUGAAAGAUUAACUGCAGAACAUAAAAUGGAGAUAGCACAACUGAAUGAAGUUUUAAGACGGACCGAUGUUAUAUCUUAUGCCUUACUUGCCGAAAUAAAUCACUUCAAAUCUGAGAGAACUAUAGACUUAAAAGCAACAAUGCAAAAGUUUCUAAAGCAGCAAAUAAACUUUUACAAGAGAGUAGUAGAUAAACUUGAAAACACAUUACAACAUUAUGAUGAUUAA